UUGCAAACCUCGCAAAACAACAUGGCGCUACCCGUAAUGACGACGCUCAUGGUCGUCGUGUGGCGCGACUGGUGGACGCUACUGAUUCUACCAGCGCUUGCGUUCGCUCUCGAGGUACCGCUGCUCCCACCGUCGUGGUGCCGUCGACUCGAGCGCCAGUGCUUGACGCCCGGCGGUGGCACAGGUCCGUGCGAUCCCGACCGCACUCUGUCGCAAGUCAAACUCACACUGCUGUAUUUGGACGUCGCCUUGUUCGUGCUUUCGGAAGUCGCUGCGUACCUGGCGCCCGCGUCGUUGGCGCCAAAGGCAUUCUGUGGCCUUGGCUUGACGCUCCUUGCGUCGCUCGGCCACAUGGACGGCUUUCACCUUGGAACAGCCCACAACGCGUCGCUGCGCCACGACCAAAGUGUGGAUUGAAGCCACCAAUAUCCCAACUAUCCAACUAGGAUCGAGACAACAAGGUAGCAAAAAAAAAUCUGGAAGUGUGUUGAUUAAA
Messenger RNA from Saprolegnia diclina VS20, 496 nucleotides. RefSeq lists its product as hypothetical. The record is from RefSeq and is a predicted model, not a curated record. The coding region runs from base 22 to 417 and encodes 131 amino acids. NCBI's taxonomy places the organism in Eukaryota, Oomycota, Saprolegniomycetes, Saprolegniales, Saprolegniaceae. The transcript has a single exon.